GUAAGCGCUCCAAGAUGGCGGACAAGAAUCCUCAUGUCAAAAUUGGACAUUAUAUUUUAGGCGAAACAUUGGGACAUGGCACGUUUGGAAAAGUUAAGAUUGCAACUCACCAGUUGACCAAUCACAAGGUUGCAGUGAAGAUUCUCAAUCGUCAGAAGAUUAAAAGUCUCGAUGUGGUCGGCAAGAUCCGGCGGGAGAUUCAGAAUCUCAAACUGUUCAGACAUCCUCACAUCAUUAAACUGUAUCAAGUGAUGAGCACACCUACAGAUAUCUUCAUGGUCAUGGAAUAUGUCUCAGGCGGAGAACUUUUUGAUUACAUUGUUAAACAUGGUCGGCUGAAGGAGGCUGAAGCGAGAAGGUUUUUCCAGCAGAUUUUGUCUGGUGUUGCGUACUGCCACCGCCACAUGGUCGUACACAGAGACCUGAAGCCAGAAAACCUGCUGCUCGACAGCAACAACAACGUCAAGAUUGCAGAUUUCGGUCUGUCAAAUAUGAUGUAUGAUGGUGAAUUUCUACGCACCAGUUGUGGUUCACCAAACUAUGCUGCCCCAGAAGUUAUUUCUGGAAAAUUGUACGCUGGUCCUGAAGUCGACAUUUGGAGCUGUGGAGUAAUUGUGUACGCUUUCCUCUGUGGAACACUUCCAUUUGAUGAUGAACAUGUGCCAACAUUAUUUCGAAAAAUAAAAUCUGGAAUCUUUGCCAUCCCAGACUACCUGAACAAAUCUGUGGUGAACCUGUUGUGUCACAUGUUGCAGGUUGAUCCACUGAAAAGGGCAACAAUCAAGGAUAUCAAGGAGCAUGAAUGGUUCAAAAUUGAUUUGCAAGACUAUUUGUUUCCAUCAACAAGUGACCAAGAUGCUUCCAUUGUUGAUCUCAAUGUCAUUAAUGAAGUCUGUGAGAAAUUUAAUGUCGAAGAAGAAGAUGUGCAUCGUGCAAUUCUGAGUGGUGAUCCGAUGGAUCAACUGGCCAUUGCCUACAACCUGAUCAUAGACAACCAGAGAUUCUCAGAUGAUUCUAAGGCCGAGUUCCGUGACUUCUACUUGGCAUCCAGUCCUCCUCCAGAAUCUUUUAUGUUGACUUCAAGUCCAUUGAGAUCACACCCUGAAAAAAUGCCAGAAAUGAAAGAUGUUAGUCAUACUUUGGAUGCUGUUUCUCCUGGCAAACAAACAUCAGCUGCUCAGAAGAAAGCUAAAUGGCAUUUAGGUAUCCGGUCUCAGAGCAAACCUCAGGACAUAAUGCAUGAAGUGUACCGAGCCAUGAAGUAUCUGGAAUAUGAAUGGAAGGUUGUGAACAGUUAUCAUGUACGGGUACGAAAAAGAAAUCCGGUAACACAAAAAUAUGUCAAAAUGAGUCUGCAGCUGUAUCAGGUGGAUCAAAAGAGUUUCCUUCUAGAUUUUAAAAGCAUGUCGAUGCCAACAGAUGAUUUUCCCGCAACCACGUCACUGAGGAAUUCUACGUCUUCAGAGGAGAAAAUGGACAUCGACACGGAGGAAGAAGGACAGUGCCACCAGACUUUAGAAUUCUUUGAAAUGUGUGCCAAUCUCAUUACUGCUCUGGCUCGCUGAUUGGUGGAAUUAGGUGCAAACUCAUUGGUUGAGAGAAGUUGUCUGUCAGCUGAUUGGUUGCCUGAGAAUGUGAUUUGUUUAUAAUACUGGCUCUUUUGUGUGUUCCUUAUUAAACAUGUCAAUAAGAGCUUUUGAUAAAAAAAAAAUAUAUAUAUAAUUGUAUAUAUUUCAUAUGUUAUUAAUACAUAAUAAUCAUGAAAGAGAAAGAAAAUAUUUGUAUGGAUGAAUAAUGAGAGAAAUUAUGUGACACACAAAUUAUGAUUAAACUGAAGAUAUUAAUUUAGAGAUGCCAGCAGUGAAACCUGAAAUUUGCAAAAAUUCGGACAAAAAUUAAUUUGACAUUAACUUUAAAAACCCCAUCACUGUUGCAGUUUGUUUUUCAAAGGAAAAUUUCAUCGGCUUUAAGGCUAAGGCUCAAAACACACCGAAGUUGGGUCUUGUGAGAAAGGUGGUCACAAAAUAUAGCACAUUUUCUAUGUCUGGUGCCAGAUCUGUAGUUCACACCAGCACAGACAUGGAUGGUAACAGUAACCAAACUCAUCAGCUCCAGACUCCGACCCAGAUCUAGACCGACUCAAACUCAGCUGUGAUGGGUUUUGAGUCUAAUGUAUUGUGUUCAAGUCCCAUCUGAAGUAAUGGAAGAUUAUCUCUACAGUGUCUGUCUGAUUGCAGCUGAACUCCAUGGAUCAGUGGGAAUGUACAGAGCCACAAAUACAAGAAUUAGUCGACUUUUAGCUGUAGUCUCUGCAAUCCUCGAGAAGUCCAGUCUGGGCAAUUCUUUUGGGCACCGUUUAUCAUCCAAAUUUUGGUUAUCCUCUUUUUUUCCACUUCACUUAAACUGUCACGGGUGAGCUACACAGCAAGCCAGAAUGUUCUUCGGAUGACCUUAUUUAUUUUGUGGUACCUAACACUCUCAAAAUCUGAGUGUGGAUAGUUGUAAUAUUUAGAACUAAUAUUAUUUUUACUACAUUGCUCACAGGAAUGUUAGUGAAUUGGUCGAGUGUGUCCCCUUUGUUGAAUUAUUCAAACGCUAAUAAUGCAGGUGCCUUGUAUUACAUUGAUAGCUGUGUUGGUAUGGUUACAAUGUUUUCCAUACACAUGUCAAGUUGUAGGGUGUUGCUUUAUUUAUUGCCCUGUAUUUUGUUCAUUUGAGUCCAUGUUUAAACAUAUCUGUGGAGUGGACUAACAUUUUGGACAGUUCAGUGUACUGCAUUUGUUUCCUAUCAUAAUUUCAACAUUUAUAUUGGCCAUGUGUUACAUACACCGUAUUUUCUUAAGCCUACCAUACACGACCUAUCAGCUGAGCAAACAGUCUCAAAUGUGCAGUAGACUACAUGUUUAGAUGGAUCAAAUAUUUUCUCAAAUUUCAUUCAAGCACAAGAAUGUAUAAUUGUGAUAAAAGUUAAGUGUUUUUAGUCAGAAUACAUAGGGCAGGAUUUGUAGACCUAUAAGUUUUCUCUGGAGUUCUCCUUGCUGUUGAAUUGCAUAUCAGACUCUUCCCCACCUUCUCCACCGCCUAGUCGAAUUCUGAACCAAUUGUCAGUAAAAUUGGUUUUCUUUUUGGUAUUUAUGGUAAUUGUGGAUUAUGUUAUACAUGCUAAUGAGUAACAUAUUUUUGGUUCUGUGAUUUUACUGAUACGCUAUCAAGAUGUUAUUGGAAAUCAUUAUGUUCUUGAAAUUUUGUGGCUUUGAAUAUGGUAUGUGCUGUCCUGUAUAACCCCAUAGAUUGAGGUGUGAUUUGCAAUGUGAAAACAUGGCAAUAAAUUUUCUUCCAUUUGUAAUACAGAAAGAUUAAAAACUUACAUAAGUUAUAAAUGUUAAAAAAAAUAAAAAGUGUUUGAUAUCCAAGAUGUUUAUUUUAACUAUCCUUCAGGUGAUAAAUAGAUAUCAGUAAUAAAAUAAAUAAUAACAAAUGCUACACUAUAAAUAUAGAUGUGGUACUAAAUUUGUUUAGUUUACUUCUGAUGUUAGUGUAAUUUUAAAAAUAAAACUGGCCUUCUGUUCAGGAAUAAAUCCACUCCAUUCUAAGCUCAGAAUGAGUUGCAUUGGCACUGUGUGCCAUAUUCCUGGUCAAAUACGGUAGUACAAUGAAAUUAUUAAAGUUAAAAUUAACCAAGAUAGAGGUGCUUCAUUUGAAUUAUUUGUGCUAACCAUGUUAUGUAAGAAAUGUUAUUUAUAAUUUUAUGUAGUGUGUUGUAUAUAAUUUAUAUAAAAGACAGCUUAAUGUGCUUUUGACAAGGUUUUAAUGUGCCAUUCUUAUCAUCUUGUACUGGUACCUGUUACAUUUGCACCCACUUUAUACAUGCAUGCAAGUUUAUUCAGGUUAAGCUCAGUUUAGUGGUGGUGUGGGGAGAGAGAGACGGAUGUUCACAGAAAAAAGUUUUAAAAAUUCAGUCUUGUGCAGCAAGAAAAACAAAUAUAAGCUAAGCUUGUAAAAGAUGUAGUUUGUAGCAUUUGAGAAGCCAUAAAAGUGCUUGCACAAUGAAAACCACCUGUAAAACAGUAGUACUGAACCCAAACUUAAAAUAACCCCAGACAAUUACUAAUCAUAAAAGUGCUUGCACAAUGAAAACCACUGUAAAACAGUAGUACUGAACCCAAACUUAAAAUAACCCCAGACAAUUACUAAUCAUAAAUGACCAUAAUAAUCUUUGAAUCCAUGGAAAAUUUACAUCCCUGAAAAGAGCUUGUUCAGUCAUUUUGGGUGUGCAGUUGUAAUCCAGGGUUACUAGUGUGUGCACUUUUUAAAUAAGGCAGUACGACAGAUGUACAGAUAUUGCAGAGCUGGCUGGUGUUUCCUCUGCCUUGUUUUCUCUACCUGGUGCAUCAUGUAUACGUUUUUGAAGCUUUGGUGCAUGUACUUUUUAAAGUAAACUUCUAUUUUCCCUCCCCCAACCCCCAAAUCUUUGGAUAUUUUCCCCCGAUUUACUCAAUUUAGAUGCAGCACAAAACAACAAAACCAUUGGAAAGCAGAAAAUUUGUUAUGUCUGUACAUUUAGAUGCCAAGUAUGAAGGUGGGGGUUUUUUCUUCUACUUUUUAAUAUUUUUUUUUAAUUAUUAUGACUUUUGACUUACACCUUAGACACAGAUUAAUAUUUAGGUAUGUUUAGGAUGAGAGUAAAAUAUGAAGUGAAAUGUUUGUAUUUUUAUACGGUACAGAUAAAGAUGUGGGUGCUUAGAAUGGUUGUUUUGUGGCUGUGAGACGAGUCUGGUUGAAAAUAAAUGGCAUUGUACAUACAUAUAUAGCUCUUUGUAUGGUAACAGUAAUAAAACUUGUACAUUAAAAAUGGAUUUUGUCAUAAUAGGGGUACUACAUAAUGUGCAGAAAUAAAAUGUUAUACAUGUAUCAGUAUAACAAAAACAUGA
This is a messenger RNA of Gigantopelta aegis, 4931 nucleotides long. RefSeq names its product 5'-AMP-activated protein kinase catalytic subunit alpha-2-like. Gene Ontology annotation, molecular function: protein serine/threonine kinase activity; ATP binding. The transcript is spliced from 16 exons. Lineage: Eukaryota; Metazoa; Mollusca; Gastropoda; Neomphalida; Peltospiridae. Gene Ontology annotation, cellular component: cytoplasm. The record is from RefSeq and is a predicted model, not a curated record. Bases 15 to 1565 code for a protein of 516 amino acids. Gene Ontology annotation, biological process: intracellular signal transduction; protein phosphorylation.